CCACCCUCACCACCACACAGUAACUUCCUUAAAGGUAAAACAGUCUCCAAGGGGCAAGGAAACACAGCUCUUACCACACACUUUGAAAACUACGGGUGCUGCUGCUGGUCCCAAACUAUGUUGAAAAUCAAGAUGAUCAGUCAUCCUCCCCAAGCCCUUAAUACCAAAGUGGAAUUGAAAUGUGAGACCACCUACAUGGAUGCUGGGGUGUUCUGGAUCCGUCAUAAACGGGACUACAGUACUGACUUCAUCUUACAUGUCUCUGCAAGGUCCAAAAUGACACCGGAACGUGUCACAGGCUACAAAUCAUCAAAAAAUUCUACCUUCUACCGGCUAACUAUUCCCAGCUUCAAGGAGGAGAAUCAGGGUAUCUAUCAGUGCGUUCUUUUCCGCAACCAGGCCCUGCACUUCAGUUCAGGCCUCCAAGUGUACCUGCCAGAGCGCGCAACCCAGGCUCCCACCAUCCCAUCUCAGGUUUCAACUCACAGCAAAGGACUGAUAAACAAAGAAACCAUGGAAUGUCCAGAUUCCACAGCCCCAGAUCCAAGUGAUGGUAUGAUGUUCCCCUGUGAGCUGUACAUCCGGACUCCCUUAGCUGGUGGUUGCUUCCUUCUGUUCGUUAUGUUGGUGAUAACCCUGUUGGUGUGCUAUGAUCCAAGAAGGAGGAGGAGGAAAUGCAAAUGUAAAAGGCCUCUGAAAGGAACCAAUGGGACGCUCGCUUUGCCACACUAGACCAUGUAACAGCACCGGAGCAUUUCAACUGGAUUUCAGCUUUCCCCUCUCACUGUAUCGUACCCUUGAACAUUACAAAGACUGUUGCGUGCUCAUAAUAGCCCUGUGCUUCCUACCAAGGGUGAAUGCCUUAGCCUUACAGCUUUUGGGGAAUACCUUUCUCCACCUGCUGUAUGUUGGAUGAAUUUACUCUGGAUUAGGAAACUGACCCCAUAACAGUUUACUUUAAGGGGAGGCGGGGUGGGGGACAAAAUGUAAGGAUGUCUAGUAGAUCUUCAUCUCACAAUCAACUUGGUUGUGUGCAUGGUAGAAAAGUGACAAGCCAAAGACAUUCAGCAACAUUUACUAUCUGGAUAGACAGUUUAUAGGGGAACAAAGUGGAGCAUUAUGCUGCGUUUUGUAUCCAAUAAUAUCAUGCUAGACGUGUUGCAGCUGACCCCUUCUCAAAUAUUUAACUUCUAGCAAUCUAGGGGUAUGGACUGAAACCUGAAGAAUUCUGUGUAAGAAAAUAUUAAAAUGGGACACACACACCCCAGCAACAUCUCUCCAAAAGGCUAACCAGGGACAGUGCGUUAGCACCACUGGGGACCUGAAAAUACGAAUAGUUCCAGAUGAAAGAAGGGCAGUUGGAGUGUAUGUAGUAUAAAUUAAACUACAUGUCCUUAUUUUAGCUUUUGUCACUGUACCAUCUAUAAUCAAACCACAGAAGCGGCUCUAUAGUUAAGGUGUUUAUAUUGCAUUAUAUUGCUUCAAAGCCUAAGAAUUCUUUUUGCCAAAAAAUCAAGGGGCCCCUGCUUAAUGCAAACGUUUCAGACUUAUAAUCAUUCAUUAAAAACAAAGGUUUAGGGAAAAAUAAUAAACUAUGUUUAUUCUGCUUGUGUACCUCAUAGGCACCUGAUUGGCCCUAAGAGAAACAGGAGGCUGGACUAGAUGGGCCAUUGGCCUGAUCCAGCAGGCUCUUCUUAUGUUCUGGUCUAUCCAUUUAA
Rhineura floridana is the source of this 1718-nucleotide messenger RNA. RefSeq names its product T-cell surface glycoprotein CD8 alpha chain-like. NCBI's taxonomy places the organism in Eukaryota, Metazoa, Chordata, Lepidosauria, Squamata, Rhineuridae. The record is from RefSeq and is a predicted model, not a curated record. The transcript is spliced from 6 exons. The annotation marks the transcript as partial.